AUGGCCGUCCAAACCGAAAUCGAGGCACUCGACUCAACAGAGGAACAGCUAAACUACCGGGCCGAGCUGGAAGAUAUGUUCAUCGCUAUAAAGGUCACCAUAAAGGAUCAGCUUGGAGACGACGUGCACAAUUCUACGCCGCUUGCCCACGACACGCUCCUCAGGCCUGGACCACCAUCAUCUCUCAAGCUGCCAACUCUUGCGCUCCCGACCUUUGCUGGCGAGUACUCGGAAUACAACAACUUUAUUACUACCUUCCAGCAAGUUGUAGGCCAGCAGGAAGCACUAUCGUCGAUCGAGAAGUUUAAUCACCUCAUAAACUGUCUCAGAGCCGCCGCCUUAGAAACCAUCAAGGCGUUUCAAGUCACUCCAGAGAAUUACACCAAGGCCUUACUUCGCCUAAAGAGCAGGUACGAUAACCCCACCAUCGUAUUCCUGGUCAACAUAGCGUCACUCUUCAAAUUGCCAACUGUGACCACUGAAAAUAGUGUACAGUUGCGCAGCCUGGUUGACAACGCAUCAGCGUUGUUCAACUCGAUGCGAUCUUUAGGAUCCGAAGCGCAGAUAGCUCAAGCGAUGUUAAUUACUAUUGUCAUGGAAAAGGUAGACAAGAGAACUCGACAGCUCUGGAAUGAAUCUCUCACGUUCGCCACAUUACCCGCGUGGAAUGCCUGCUUAACCUUGAUUGAGCGGCACUGUCAACACUUGGAGUCCUCAAUACAUCACUUCGGCAAUACGAAUACGGAAAGGCUCAUCAUAUGCUCCCGGCUGCAACACACUAUGCUUCACUUCGAUCCGUCAGGACAGGAAUCAAGGCGUCCUCGACGGUCAAGUCCGCCUAACGCGCCACCUCAGCACCAUGUCGCUGAGGCCGUCACUCACGCACACGUGGAUACCCACCACGACCAAGUCAUUCUGGCUACAGCCAUAAUCCUAGUGCAGGAUGCUGUGGGCAACUACGUACCAGGACGUGCCCUACUGGACUCGUGCUCCCAAGUUAACUUCAUGUCCGAAGACUUCGCUCAACAACUUCGUUUGCCCCGAAGCAAGGGACACAUCGACAUUCGAAGCAUCGGCGAUUCUUUCACCCGCAUCAAGCAUCGCACUUCGACCGUUCUCAAGUCACGAUUCGGUAAUGCAGAGUUACCCGUCGAAUGCUGUAUAACCUCGAGAAUCGCCUAUCAACCUGAUGCAGUAAUCGACAUUUCAACAUGGAACCUCCCAGACAACGCUCCACUGGCUGAUGAGAAAUUUUAUCAGUCUCGCCAUAUCGACCUACUUCUUGGCACGGAAACGUUCUUCACCGCUUUGUCUAUUGGCCAAAUUAAGUUGGGCCCCCAUCUCCCCAUGUUGCAAAAGACGAUCUUUGGAUGGGUAGUAUCAGGGCGCACUGGCAAUCAAGGCCAUGCCGCCCAAGCCCACAGUUUCCUUUCAUCAGAGGAUUCAAUAAACCUGAACUUGGAGCGCUUAUGGCGCAUAGAGGAAAUUUCUACUACGCCAUUAACACUUACUCCAGCGCAAGCUAAAUGCGAAUCGAUCUUCCAAAAAUCUGUCUGUCAAGUAGCGGAUGGAAGACUGAUGGUUCAACUGCCUUUUAAGGAUGACCCUAAUCUGUUGGGGAGGUCUCUUGAAACAGCACGGCUAAGAUUUGCAUCGUUGGAACGUCGUUUAAGCCGAAACGCGAAUUUGCGAGCCGAAUACACAAAAUUCAUGGAUGAAUAUGAGCGCUUGGGUCACAUGGAAUUAGUAACCAGUCCACUCCUCAACGAACCCCACUACUACAUACCACACCACUGCGUGUUUAAGCUCAACAGCAGGUCAACGAAACUACGGGUAGUCUUUGACGCCUCGUGCCCGACAAGCACCUACAAGUCCCUAAACGACAUCCUUCUAGUUGGACCCACGAUUCAACCAGACUUGUUCACACUCUUACUAAGGUUCCGGACUCAUCGUUAUGUAAUAACUGCUGACGUCGUCAAGAUGUACCGGCAGGUAUUAAUCGACCCAGCGCAUCGUAAAUUUCAGUACAUCCUAUGGAGAAGCCACAUCGACCAGGAGAUUCGCACAUACCAGCUGAACACCGUUACCUACGGCACCGCAUCAGCGCCGUAUCUAGCAAUUCGCAGCCUGUCUCACCUCGCCGAUCAACAUACAAGUUCACAUCAAAUUGGAGCUGAAGCCAUAAAAUCGUGUUUUUAUGUGGAUGACUUUCUCGGUGGAGCAGAUACGUUAGAUCAAUUAAACCAGAUUCGAACCGAAGUCAUCGCUAUCCUCACGGCCGGCAAGAUGGAACUGGCAAAAUGGCACUCCAACCACCAGGAUUUCGUCAAUGAUACAACGGUCAAGGAGCUAAAUCUCGACGACUACGCCACAUUGGGACUGAAGUGGGACCAACGAGAAGACGUCUUCAAAUUCUCAUUCAACUGCAGCACAGCUCCGGAAAGGAUCACAAAGCGAACCAUCCUCUCGGUGGCCUCAUCCCUCUUCGAUCCGCUGGGACUUGUCUCGCCAGUUAUUAUGGUGGCAAAAAUCCUUCUACAGGAAAUUUGGCUUCUUCGACUACAGUGGGAUGAAUCAGUCCCAAUGACACUCCAACAAGCGUGGCUAUCGUUCGUGUCGUCGAUACAUGUUGCAUUAGGAACAAGGCUUGCCGAUGGCCACGUGGAAGUUCAUCUAAUCGCCUCAAUGUCGCGUGUGGCACCAACGAAGAAGAAGACGCUGCCGCAGCUCGAGCUCUGUGGAGCGCAUCUUCUAGCACGACUCUACAACCAGAUAAAGGCAGCUUUUCUACAACACACGCCCGAUACUUUUCUGUGGACAGAUUCACAGCUAGUGUUGCAUUGGAUUCGACAACAUUCUGCGACCCUUUCUACGUUUGUCGGCAAUCGGAUAUCCGACAUCCAAGAAUUCACGCCAGACUGUCACUGGAGGUUCGUUCCGACACGGCAUAACCCAGCUGACAUGAUCUCCAGAGGAUGCAACCUCGCAGAACUCACCAACUCAACAUGGUUCCACGGACCUACAUUUCUAUCAAAUCUGCCGACAUUGUGGCCACCUAACAUACACGGCAAUCUGGACAUGGAAAAACCCUUUACUACGGGACCACUUUCCCCUCUGGAACUGCGAAGGGCCAUGCUUUGCGUCGCAUGGAACCUACAACAGCAAUAUUUCAUCGAGGAAAUAACUCUUUUGCAAAGGGGAGCGCCGGUUCGUAGCCAUCUUAAAUUCUUAUCGCCCUUCUUGCAGAUUACAGAUGGAUUCAACCUACUUCUCGUCGGAGGACGAUUGGAACUCGCAUCGAUCCCAGACACUCACAAGCAUCCCAUAUUGCUUCCCGCUAAGGAUGUUGCUGUCGUCAACUACGUACGUCAUCUACACCUGCGGAACUACCAUGCUGGUCCAAAGGUCCUGGUGGGACUAAUGCGGCUGGAGUUUUGGGUCGUGAAUGCCCGAGAUGUCCCUCGUCGUGUUGUACGCAACUGUGUCCACUGUGUGCGCUACAGGCCUAAGUUGCUGCAACAACUUAUGGGCAACCUCCCAGUCGAGAGACUUACCCUGUCAAGACCAUUUGCUCGGUGUGGGAUAGACUUCUGCGGGCCGGUUCAUACCUAUCUACGCGUUCGAGGAAAGGAGCCCGUUAAAAGCUACAUCGCAAUAUUUGUGUGCUUUGCCACGAAGGCGGCGCACAUCGAAAUCGUCGGAGAACUAUCAACUGAUUCGUUCUUGGGUGCUCUAAAGCGGAUGAUAGCCAGACGUGGGCUGCCUUCAAACACUUUUUGCGACAAUGCGACGAAUUUUGUAGGCGCGAGCAACAAGUUGCAAGACCUGAAGGACUUUUUCUUCAGCACCAAGAACCAGCAAGACAUUACAUCGUACUGUACAAACGAAUUUGUAAAGUUCCAUUUUAUACCUCCUAGGGCUCCACACUUCGGCGGCCUCUGGGAGGCUGCUGUUAAAAGCGCCAAGAAUCUCUUGUGCCGCACGCUCAAGGAUGCCCGACUAACCUUCGAGGAGCUCUCAACUGUCGCUGCUGAGACUGAGGCAAUCCUAAAUUCUCGCCCGCUCUCUCCACACUCAUCGGAUCCUAGCGAUUUGGCCGUCUUAACGCCUGGUCAUUUCUUAACCGGGGACUCCCUUCGAGCACUCCCAGACUGGCCUGUCAAGGAUGAUCAGCUCAACUGCUCUCAACAAUGGAAUCGUGUCAGCGCCAUCAAGCAACACAUCUGA
Molecule: messenger RNA, 4227 nt
Organism: Drosophila takahashii
Lineage: Eukaryota; Metazoa; Arthropoda; Insecta; Diptera; Drosophilidae
Biological process (GO): DNA integration
Molecular function (GO): nucleic acid binding
Source: RefSeq, a predicted model, not a curated record